GGGAAAUGAAACUCAAAACAAACAAAAAUUGCCCUGUUAUCGAUUUCCAGUGAGUCAUAUGCAAUGGGAGAGCCAUAGAAUUUCCUGAAGUUGCAGAGUUUAUGCAAGAUAAUUUUGACAACUACUCUGUCUCUGAUGAGCUCCAUGGUUCAAACUUCCUUUGGCUAGAUGAACAAAAAUGACUUCUUAAAGAUAAGGCUCUUUACUCUCAAUACGAAGGAGUCAUUAAUAGAAUUUAUGGAAUGGAAAUCUUCAAGGAGAAAACUCUCCAGUAUGCUAUCCUAAGCCAAUGAAAGAAGCACUAUCCAACCGAGUUUAGUUUUCAUCCAUCAUGCUACACUUUGAUGAAAGAUGUAGAUCUUUUGCAAGAAGAUAUUGAAAAAUCAGGUUAUGAAAGGACUUAUAUUUGAAAACCUUCAAUAGGAGCUUGAGGUGAAGGAAUGAUAAUAUUCAAUAAUAUUGAAGAUCUUCCAAAAACAAAAGAAGAUCAUGCCUUUGCAAUUCAACAUUACAUCGUUAAUCCAUUGCUUUAUAAAAACAAGAAAUUUGACUUCAGAAUAUUUGUAAUAGUCCAAGGAGUGAGCCCAAUGAGAGGAUAUAUUUCUUUUGACACUGGAUACAUGAAAAUCUGUGCAGAAGACUAUGACAAAAAUGACUUAACAAACCCCUUCUCUAACAUUACUAAUCGAGGUCAGAAUAAGUUACACCCAAGCUUUACUCCAGGCCCGAAGGAAGGUGAAGAAGAUGAGAAUGCCUUCUAUAACAAACAAUCCAUUACCAAAGUAUGGGAGAUGCUCAAGGAAGAUUAUUUUGAUGGUAACUGAGAGGAUCCUGAUGCUAAAAUUGAUGAGAUCAAACAGAAAAUCAAAGAUAUUGCAAAUUCCUUGCUAAGAGCGUUCAGAAGCUCUAUUGAAGUAGAACAGACAGAGUUCAUGCAAAUGGAAGACAACCAAGAACUGAAUGAUAGAAUUUGUAACACUCUCGGCCUUGAUAUCAUGCUUGAUGAAGAUUUUAAUCCUUGGCUAAUAGAGACCAACAGAAACCCAGAUAUGGGCCUAGAUAAUAUCCAGUUAAACCCAGAUGGAACAGAGGAAAGAUGGCUAUGCCAAAUCAAUGCAAAUAUUAGCUAUUCUCUCACCAACGAGAUUGCCCGAAUGUUCAUAGGCAAAGAAGAAAGCAAAGAAUUUGUUAAAUGCUAUGAUUCUUCUGACCCUGAUUCAGAAGAUUCAAAAUUUCUGUACGAAAGAGUGUUCCAAAUUUUCAAGAAAAUUUCUGGAACAACACUUAACAAAACAAUAUCAUCCGACGAUUUCACCACCUUCUUAACCACAUCACCCCUGUACAUAGAGCCAUCUCUAAUCUCCACCCUCUCUCUCCCCCCACAUCUAACCCUCCAAGCCCUCUUCAACACCCUAGACCAGCUCAGCUCAGACCUCGACACAGACAUCUUCAAACUCCUAUCCAAAAUCGAAUCUUAACAUGUUUCAAUCA
Moneuplotes crassus is the source of this 1491-nucleotide messenger RNA. The record is from the annotation of a GenBank genome assembly. Lineage: Eukaryota; Ciliophora; Spirotrichea; Euplotida; Euplotidae.